AUCUCAGCAGACUGUGUGGGAGCAGCUGAUAGAUCCAGGAGUCUGGGUGGGGCCAGAACCUCCAUGUAUUAUCAUCCAUCCAAACAUCCACAGGGUUCUAUGAGCCAAGUGCACGAGCUAUUUACUUUUUUUAAUUGAUUUUUAUUGAGCUCUACAUUUUUCUCUGCACCCCUCCCUGCCUCUCCCCUCCCCCUUCAAACCUCCCCCAAGGUCCCCAUGCUCCCAAUUUACUCUGGAGAUCUUUUCUACUUUCUACUUCCCAUGCAGAUUAGAUCCAUGUAAAUCUCUUUUAGUGUCCGCAUUGUUGUCUCAGUUCUCUGGGAUUGUGGUUUGUAGGCUGGCUUUCUUUGCUUUAUGUUUAAAAACCACCUAUGAGUGAGUACAUGUGAUAAUUGUCUUUCUGUGUCUGGGUUACCUCACUCAAAAUAAUUUUUCUAGCUCCAUUUUUCUGCAAAAUUCAAGCUGUCAUUUUUUUCUGCUGUGUAAAUGUACCACAUUUUCCUUAUCCAUUCUUCGGUCCAGGGGCAUAUAGGUUGUUUCCAGGUUCUGGCUAUGACAAACAAAGCUGCUAUGAACAUAGUUGAGCACAUGUCCUUGUGGCACGAUUGAGCAUCCUUUGGAUAUAUACCCAAAAGUAGUAUUACUGGGUCUUGAGGAAGGUUGUUUCCUAAUUUUCUGAGAAAUUGCCACACUGACAUCCAAAGGGGUUAUACCAGCUUGCAUUCCCACCAGCAAUGCAGAAGUGUUCCCCUUUCCCCACAACCUCUCCAGCAUAAGUUGUCAUGAGUGUUUUUGAUCUUGGCCAUUCUUUUCAGGUGUAAGAUGGAAGAGCUGUUUACCCUUAUGCCAUCCAUAGGGUUCUAUGAGCCAAGAGUAGGAGCUAUUUACUCUUAAGCUAAAGGAAUCUAUCAAGUUUCUGGACUAGUACUAGAAAGUUGUCAGUAGAGUUAUCAGAGCUGUGGUAAAGGCACUUGGGAGCCACAGGUUCAUCUAUCUGCUUUCUGUAGUAUGGAGCUGCGGGCCGUGUUCCCGCCCAGCUCCACACGGCUAGCUUUACCCAAAAUAAUUACAUGGAAACUACUCUUUUAAACAUUGCCUGGCCUAUUAGUUUCAGCCUCUUAUUGGGUAAUUCUCACAUCUUGCUUUAACCCAUAUUUAAUAAUCUGUGUAGCACCACAAGGUGUGGCUUACCAGGAAAGAUCUUAACCUGCGUCUGUUGGGUGGGAGAAUCAUGGCGACUCCUGACUCGGCUUCUUUCUCCCAGCAUUCUGUUCUGUUUACUCCACCUACCUAAUUUUCUGUCCUAUUAAAGGGCCAAGGCAGUCUCUUUAUUUAACCAAUGAAAUCAACACAAAACAGAAGACUCUCUCACAUCAGCUUUCCAAGACAAUGCUGCCUUCCCCAGCUACUCUAAUGCUGGUUUGUUGGCUCUGUGUCUGUCUGCUAUGUAGCUGGAGAACUGGACUUGCAGCUGAUGCUUUUGGCAGCUGAGGAGCCCUGAAGGCUGGGCUGGACUUGGUGUCGGGUUGGAUUAAGUGUCUUAGCUGGCCUCUAGCAAGAUGUUUUCAGUGUGAGAACAGAGAGUAAGAUAGCAUUGCUGCUUGAGACGUGUCCCUUGGUAGGUCAAGCUGGAUCUCUUAUGAACUAAACAGCCCAUCCAUCUGAGCAAGAAUAUGCUGCUACUGCCGAAACUGAAGAGUCCCCAUCUUGAAGAGGUGAAAUUAACCCCCAGGUGAAUGAGGCCAUAGCCAGCCCUUCCCUACACAGCACUGAAGACUGACACAAAGGAAUGAGGUAGCAUCCUGUCGUGGAAAGUUGGAUGAAGAAGCACAAUGCUUCCUGGGAGGACAGAGUUAGAGGACAUGCUGGGACAUUACAGUUCCUGCUGUGUGCAGUGGUAGUCACUGGUCUCCCUUGGGUGACUAGUCCAGAAUCAGGGUGGGUGGCUCUGAGCCUUACAUGGCAGAGGAGGAACUGUGGGCCUGGGAAGUGCUAUAGUGGCUGAUGGUAUGGAAACUCUAUGGACAUCAGUUUCAGUGCUUCAUGUUGUUCUGGGACUCUACCAGGGUGUUGUGCAAGCCAUAGUAGUCAUGUUGAAUUUUUGCCAAGAUGGGAGUCAGAAUGGAGUGCACUGGGAUAAGAUUCAAGCCCCAGAGGGUGACCACAUUUGGAAUAGGGGAGGGGACAUGAGAUGGUACCCACACACUUUUUUGUUAAAGAUGCCUCCUGGGCAACAAAACUUUUCUGGGAGGCCAGGUGUUCAGAGUGAUGGACAGCAGGGAUCCAGUUCCUCUUUACUGCCUCAGGACUGUCCAUGGACAGCACUGUCAUGGCAGGUGGCCUGCAGGAGCCAGAGGGCCAGAAGUGAUGCUUGAGGUUAUUCUUCUUAGCCUGGAUCAUGGAGUUGCAGGGUCCAGGCAUCCUAAGUUCAGGAUUUGGAAGGGGACUAAGGUUAGACCUGCCUGUGGUGGGGACCAAGCAGCAUGGGUCUUCCCAACUCCUUGCCCACUCUUGCUCCCAUACCUAAGGUAAGCCCCACCCCUAAAAUUGCUCCCCAUGCUGUUCUGGGGGCUGGGCUGGAACCGGACAUCAUGGGACAGCUGUACAUCCAGGAUUAGAAACCAGGAUCCACACAUCCAGGCCAUCGACUCAGGCUCCUCCCGCAGCAACAUGUGCCCAGUGAUUUGGAGGGUGCUAAGCCAUAGUUACAGCAACUCCAGCAUCUUCAUGAAGGGCUCCUCUUACUGUCGUUAUUUUUUUCUUAGCAUCUGCUUCUUAUAGGCCCAUUAUGUGUCUGUCAGCUCCAUGGGGCUAGUGAGGCUGAAGAGGAGGUCUUUGUCCUCCUGGCACAGAAAACACUUUGGGACCUGUGCAAGGGUUUCUGUCCCCAGAGCCAUCCCCCUUCAUUGGGAUCCUGA
This is a messenger RNA of Chionomys nivalis (European snow vole), 2918 nucleotides long. It is a transcript of the gene Fam180b, whose product is annotated as family with sequence similarity 180 member B. The record is from RefSeq and is a predicted model, not a curated record. Lineage: Eukaryota; Metazoa; Chordata; Mammalia; Rodentia; Cricetidae.